Linepithema humile (Argentine ant) is the source of this 1988-nucleotide messenger RNA. RefSeq names its product Autophagy-related 4a (gene Atg4a). Lineage: Eukaryota; Metazoa; Arthropoda; Insecta; Hymenoptera; Formicidae. Gene Ontology annotation, molecular function: protein-phosphatidylethanolamide deconjugating activity. The record is from RefSeq and is a predicted model, not a curated record.
CUCGCUUCUACAAGUCGAAUGCUGAGUGCACACGGACGAGUGACGUAAGCGGGUCUUGUGUGCGUAUGGAGCUCUCGUGGGAAAACUGACAUCGCUGCUGUCGACCCUUAAGAUCAGGUAGAGGUUCGAAUCAGGACUGAUCUGUACCAAUUCGAGAAGAAAAAACGAAAAUUUGUCUUGGGUUUACGCUCUAAUUUUUGCUUACAAUUGCGGCCUUUGUGAUAGAAAAUCGUUGUUUCCGUAUCGUCCAAUUAAAUGAGAAACUCGAAUGGGGAUUUUUAAGCAGCGUUACCAAACUCGAUCUUCACCUUAUUGACAGAUGUAGAACUUGUGUUUUGUCAUCAAUUUCGCGAUAUUUCUCGAUUUCUCGAAUGGCACGUCUAAUCUUAUUACGCAUAAGAGCAACUCAGAGGCGAUGACCAAUGUUUCUCGGUGUGUUGAAGAUACUACCUAUUAGAAUAGUAGUAAUGGACAGUUUAUUUACACAAACUAUUCCCGAUGAGGCGGAAGACAUACCGCAAACGGAUGAACCAGUUUGGAUACUUGGCAGAAAGUACAAUGCUAUAAAAGAGCUGGAUGCAAUACGUAGAGAUAUUCGAUCCAAAAUAUGGUUUACCUAUCGCAAAGGCUUUGUUCCCAUUGGUGGCUGCAGUUCCACAUUCACGUCUGAUAAAGGUUGGGGCUGUAUGCUGAGAUGUGGGCAAAUGGUUCUUGCCCAAGCUUUAAUUACAUUACACUUAGGUAAAGAAUGGCAGUGGAUGCCAGAAACAAAAAAUAGCACGUAUCUGAAGAUUUUAAGGCGUUUUGAGGACAAAAGAGCUGCCGCUUUUUCUAUUCAUCAAAUUGCGUUGAUGGGUGCAUCCGAAGGGAAGGAAGUUGGACAAUGGUUUGGUCCUAAUACGAUUGCACAAGUAUUAAAAAAAUUAAUUGUGUACGACGAAUGGAGCUCCCUCACUAUACAUGUUGCACUAGACAAUACAUUAAUAGUUAAUGACAUUUUGAGGCAAUGUAGAGUGGAGGGUGGAGUGACAGCAGAAGUAGAUGGAGAAAUACCACUAAGGGCACCCAGCCAAUGGAAACCUUUAUUAUUGUUAAUCCCAUUGCGCCUUGGACUCAGCGAGAUCAAUCCUGUAUACAUUAAUGGACUCAAGACAUCGUUCAAGAUGUCACAAUCUUUAGGAGUCAUUGGAGGGAAACCCAAUCUUGCCCUAUAUUUUAUAGGCUGUGUAGGAGAUGAGGUGGUCUACUUGGAUCCUCAUACAACCCAGAGAUCAGGUAGUAUCGAAGACAAAAUGAACGAAGAAGAAGUAGAAAUGGAUGCCACAUAUCACUGCAAAUCAGCUAGUCGUAUUCCUGUUACGGAAAUGGAUCCUUCUGUGGCACUUUGCUUCUUCUGCGCUACGGAAAAGGAAUUCAAAUCUUUAUGCAAGUCGAUGCAAGAAGAAUUAAUUUUACCCGAGAAACAACCGUUGUUCGAAAUUUGCACAGAGCGUUUGGUUCACUGGUCACCAGCAGAGGAGGCUGUUUCCGAAACAAUAGCAGCUUCCAGUUUUGUGGAUUUCGAACAUAUUGAACGUCAGUAUGACACAUCCGAUGAAGACUUUGAACUACUUGGUUGACGGCCACCUGCUGCACCUAGUGUUGUGACAAGAUAUAAGAAGACAAUUGGAUUUUUCAUGAUGGUGUUCUUAGAGACAAUUUAUAUUUUUGACACCGUGCAAAAUUCAGUAAGAAUAUAAUAUAAUAUUUAAAUAUACUUUAUACAUAUACGUGUGCGUCUGUGCGUGUAUGUACACGCGCACGCCUUUGUGAAUAUAUAAUACUUAGGUUUAUACAUUUGCAAUAUUAUAAAUCAAGAAUUGCAUAUGUUUACGCUUUACACAGAUCUUUGUGUCGUUGUGGUACCACAUUGAUUACUUGUCAUCUUCAUUUGACUAUAUACAUAUGUAAUAAUAUAUUUCUAAAAUAAAAGUAUGAAUUAGGAGUUU